This is a messenger RNA of Coregonus sp. 'balchen', 13150 nucleotides long. The record is from the annotation of a GenBank genome assembly. NCBI's taxonomy places the organism in Eukaryota, Metazoa, Chordata, Actinopteri, Salmoniformes, Salmonidae.
AUGAGGCUGAGAAUGCGGAAGGCAUCUCAGCAGUCGAGCCCUGCCCAUGCGCCCCGCCCAUCCCGGACCAAGCGGAGGCAUUCAGAAGUUGAGGAGUGCACCCCGACAGGUGGAGGGAGAGGCCUGCUGUCCACCAUUAAGAAAUUAAUCAGAGGAAAUGCUGUCAAGGUGAGCCGUCUCUCCGUUAUCUGUCUCUGAAAUGGCACUCUGUUCCCUAUGUAGUGCACUACUUUUGACCAGAGCCCUAUGAGUCCUGGUCAAAAGUAGGACACUAUAUAGUGAAUAGGGUGCCAUCUCUGGGAUGGAUUUGAGUGUCUGCGCCUAACUGGCACUCUGAGUAACAUUCCCCCCUCCAACAUUCCACAGCUGUUUGAUCACUAAAGUUACAUGCAGUCCUUAGUUAAACAUUUUAGCAACAUGUUAUGUAAGCUGCUCCUUUUUGCACCCCUCCCUAGACCUUUAUUUAGCACCUGUCCAGAUUUAAGAAGUAAAGUCUGUUUCAGUACCCAGUGUUAUGUUUCCCUAGAAAUGCAUGGUGGAAUGCAGCGGCUUGUCUGAGAACUCCAGCAGUGUUCUAAUUUUAGCGGUGGCUCUAGAGAUUGUAGAAGGAUAGUAGGUAGUGGGGCUGCACGAUUAGGAAAAAAUAAUUUAAUUUCAAUAUUUUUGGGCUAGAUAUUGCAGUUGCGAUUUUCCAACACAUGGGUGAAAACUUGGUAAUUCCAUCAGACCUGUUUAAAACAUGUGUCCGGGUAGAGAACACCAUUUCUAAAAUGAGAUCAUUAGUUAAUACAUACUGUGCUAACUGAAUACAAAACCAAAUUAAACAAAUAUUUUCCAACAUUGUUAUACAUAUGAUAAUAGAUAGGAUUACUACACUUACAUAUGAACAAACAUAAUUUAACAUCAAAAUAUAGCAGGGUUCCCCAACUGGCGGGCCAGAUUUGGCUUGCAGGUGGUUUCAUUUGGCCCCCCAAGUUUUCUGAGCAAAAAUAAAGUGUACAUUUGUGUUGUUGGACAUAAGACUGUAAAAACACCAGGAAAUCAGCUCCAAUUGAUUUUAAUUUAGGAAAUCUUUUCCCAAGUAUUCCCAUGUAUAAUAGAGAGACGUGAUCGUAAACAAUGUUUGAAAUUAUUAUGUUUUAGUGAAAUUGUUAUCUUUUUUGAGCUUCUUGCGGUCAAUAUGCAGUCUACAAAUUAUUUGUAAUUUAUGUUCUGGCCCCCUGACCAUCCACUCAAGAAAGAAUCAUCCCACGGCUGAAUCUAGUUGAUGAUCCUUGAAAUAUAUAGUGUGCUAAAGCGUAGCAUGUUAUUCAUUAAUCAAUUAAUAACAUGAGUUCCUGUUUUACCAUUGAGUUCUUAGUUAAUUAUUUAAAGUUAAGUUCAUUAUUUAUUCAGCCAGCCCAUAGGCUGCAGAUGGAAUAGGAGGCUUAUGAUUGUACUUAUGUAUAAGUAGGCUGAAUCAUUAUUAUAAUUGAAAUUAUAAGUCAAAGUUCCUUUAAAAACAUGUAACCUACCAAUUUGCAAAGUGCAGCCUGUGUCCAAAACAUUGGAGUCUGGUCCAGUCAUUCAACGCGAUGGCCUUCACCAUGUUUGCACCGUUAUCGUUAUACACACUUAAUGCUCCUCGUUCAGGGCCCAGGCGGCUAAAGCUUCUCUUAGCCCCAGAGCCAUGUUUUCGCUUGUGAUCUCUGGGGAAGUAGCCUAUGGUGUUUGCAAGCAUGGACCUUCCAGUUGAAACUCUUCAUCAAUAAAAUGUAGCCUACUGUCAAACUAAUGUAGGGCUCGGUUGUUAUAUUAGUGAUAUGGGGGGGGAUCGAUAAUUGCAUAUCGGGCUAUUGUUUGUAACGAUAUAUCGUAUUGUUUUGACUAUCACAUUAUUAUUUUUGCUCUAGUUGACUGUACCUGCACCAAAACUCCAGUAUUUUCCCUUCAUAGCUUGUUCGCCAUCUGUUUUAAUAGGGAGCCAGUUUUGUUUUCUGCACUUUUAUUUCCAUGACUGCUCAACUCGUUUUCUCAUGGCUCUCUUAUCCCUCUGCAGCAGACAUACAGUACCAGUCAAAAGUUUGGACACAGCUACUCAUUCAAGGGUUUUUCUUGAUUUUUACUAUUUUCUACAUUGUAGAAUAAUAGUGAAGACAUCAACUAUGAAAUAACACAUAUGGAAUCAUGUAGUAACCAAAAAAGUGUUAAACAAAUCAAAAUAUAUUUUAUAUUUGAGAUUCUUCAAAUAACCACCCUUUGCCUUGAUGACAGCUUUGCACACUCUUGGCAUUCUCUCAACCAGCUUCACCUGGAAUGCUUUUCCAACAGUCUUGAAGGAGUUCCCACAUAUGCUGAGCACUUGUUGGCUGCUUUUCCUUCACUCUGCUGUCCGACUCAUCCCAAAACAUCUCAAUUAGGUUGAGGUUGGGUGAUUGUGGAGGCCAGGUCAUCUGAUGCAGCACUCCAUCACUCUCAUUGGUCAAAUAGCCCUUACACAGCCUGGAGGUGUGUUGGGUCAUUGUCCUGUUGAAAAACAAAUGAUUGUCUCACUAAGCCCAAACCAGAUGGGGUGGCUUAUCGCUGCAGAAUGCUGUGGUAGCCAUGCUGGUUAAUUGUGCCUUGAAUUCUAAAUAAAUCACUGAGUGUCACCAGAAAAGCACCCCCACAGCAUAACACCACCUCCUCCGUGCUUUACGGUGGGAACUACACAUGCGGAGAUCAUCCGUUCACCCACACUGCGUCUCACAAAGACACGGCGGUUGGAACCAAAAAUCUCAAAUUUGGACUCCAGGCCAAAGGACAAAUUUCCACCGGUCUAAUGGCCAUUGCUCGUGUUUCUUGGCACAAGCAGGUCUCUUCUUCUUAUUGGUGUUCUUUAGUAGUGGUUUCUUUGCAGAAAUUCGACCUUGAAUGCCUAAUUCACACAGUCCCCUCUGAACAGUUAAUGUUGAGAUGUGUCUGUGACUUGAACUCUGUGAAGCAUUUAUUUGGGCUGCAAUUUCUGAGGAUGGUAACUCUAAUGAACUUAUCCUCUGCAGCAGAGGUAACUCUGGGUCUUCCAUUCCUGUGGCGGUCCUCAUGAGAGCCAGUUUCAUCAUAGCGCUUGAUGGUUUUUGCGACUGCACUUGAAGAAACUUUCAAAGUUCUUAAUUUUCCGUAUUGACUGUCCUUCAUGUCUUAAAGCAGGACUCCCCAACCCUGUUCCUGGAGAGCUACCGUCCUGUAGUUUUUUGCUCCAACCCUAAUCUAGUGCACCUGAUUCUAAUAAUUAGCAGGUUGAUAAGAUUAAUCGUGUUAGUAACACCUGGGGUUGGAGCGAAAACCUACAGGAGGAUAACUCUCCAGGAACAGGGUUGGGCAACCCUGUCUUAAAGUAAUGGACUGUCGUUUCUCUUUGCUUAUUUGAGCUGUUCUUGCCAUAAAAUGGACUUGGUAUUUUACCAAAUAGGGCUAUCUUCUGUAUACCACCCCUACCUUGUCACAACACAACUGAUUGGCUCAAACGCAUUAAGAAGGAAAGAAAUUCCACAAAUUAACAUUUAAGAAGGCACACCUGUUAAUUGAAAUGCAUUCCAGGUGACUACCUCAUGAAGCUGGUUGAGAGAAAGCCAAGUGUGCAAAGCUGUCAUCAAGGCAAAGGGUAGCUAUUUGAAGGAUCUCAAAUAUAAAAUAUAUUUUGAUUUGUUUAACACUUUUUGGGUUACUACAUGAAUCCAUAUGUGUUAUUUCAUAGUUUUGAUGUCAUAGUUUUGAUGUCUUCACUAUUAUUCUACAAUCAAGAAAAGCCCUUGAAUGAGUAGGUGUGUCAACUUUUGACUGGUAGUGUAGGUGAGCAAUAUGUUUGGAACAUUGAAUCACAAUAAAAUCAGUGUCAAAUCACAAUACAUAUAGAAUCGCAAUACAUAUCGUAUCGGCACCUAAGUUUUGUGAUAUCGUAUCGUGAGGUCCCUGGCAAUUCCCAUCUCUACGUUAGGCCUAUCUUUUGGUCUAGUAUAUGUUGUAGUCGCGUAAUAAUCAACUUGUUAUACAGCGUUGGGAUGGUGACUUGAGAGAUGGACUCUUGCAUCCUGUCCAGCUUGUUUAUCCUCUUUAAGCUUUGCUGACUGUAAAUGUGAACCAUGUCUUUGGCUAUGUGAUAGAUGGGUGAUAGCCUCUAUGAUUUAUAUGUCUGCGCAAUGUUUUUUUGAAGGGCGUUACACUUGUCAAUGCCUGUUUAAAGUAGGUGGCUAGCUGUGGCUGAGGGACUUUGCUGCUGUCGGGCACUUUUUUCACCAUUGAAGUAGGGGAUGGUGGUUCUUCAAAUGAUUGAAUGCAUUUGUUGUGUUGCCUCUUGUUGUCGCCACAACUCUGAGGCACUUUUUGCACAACACAUGCAUUUGGUUAACAUCGGUUUGCCUGUACCCGAAAUACUGCCAUACCACUGAAGAUGGGCCCUUUGCCACCAAAUCGCCGUUCUCGUUAGCACUAGCAGCACUCAAGUUUCCCACACACUGAUGUAAAUCCCUUUCUCUCCUCACCAGCAUCUAACUGCAUGCUCUAUGUGGGACGCUUAUGAUUAGCCAGCAUUAGCAUUCCAUGCAGAGUGUGAGAGACCGCUUGUUUGGUCAGCAUCCUCUUAUUGGAGAUGGUACCGUAGUCUAGUAUUUGUUGUUAAACAGAGUGUCAAAGAAAGGAGAGAAAAUCACAGCCUCUUGCGAAAUGGAUAUUGCGCGGCGAUAUUGCAAUUUUCUAUCUGAAUUUGAUUAAUCGUGCAGCCCUACUAGGUAGCUAGGGUUGGCUGAAACAAUAUUCCAGGAGAGAGAUGAUCCCCCUGGGAAGGCAUAUGGGUUCUUUCUCUUGGAACAUCGUCACUUGGCGUACUACAAGUCCUUUGUAUAUCCAACCAGAUAUGAGUAUGAGGCUAGUGGGUGGAUUCAAAAUUAAAUGUUGGGAAUACUGUAAGAGAUUUUGAAUGCGGUUUUGAUUUUGGCUUAUUCUACAGUUAAAUGCUCCUCACAUCAGUUCUGAAAUGUGAGUUGUGUUUCUACCUCAGGUAGAACAGAAGAAUCCAGCGAAGAAGACGCGACUCACCUGCGACAUAGACGACAACCUGAUCUCUUCCACACCACAAGGUGGCGAUACCCCCAGGAGGACAAUCUCCAGGGUCAGCAGGAGAAACUCAGUCAACGGAGGUGAGUUUGCAAAGAGCGUGGAGGAUUAAUUGAAAGACGGGAACAAAACCUUAUCCUGUUCAGUAAUCAUACCUUGCACACCAACAGGAGUUUACAUGCCUUGAUAAAGCGACUUAUCAUGUUGUCCUUACCUGCUCCUCACCCUAAACCACAGAAGCGACAAACCAUGACACGAACCAUGACACCAGUAGUAAGCCUGUGAAGCCCAAUGGGAAACUGGAGGAGGCGGCGGCAGAGACUUUGACCAGUCCGCCUAGAACCACUCUCCUGGGAACCAUCUUCUCUCCAGUCUUCAACUUCUUCUCACCAGCAAAUAAAAAUGGUAAUACUCCAAAAUGAUGCUAGGUAGAAGAGUGCCAAGUACUCUGCAGGAACUUGACUUAAAAUAUGUUAGAUUGGCCUACAUGUUUAUCUCUAACUUUCCCUUUGUCGCUCCUCUCUGCACUGGUAAAUGGCCUACUAUAUUACCUCGGUCUUCAUUCUACCUUGUAUGAUGCUUGUUUGUUAUGUUAUUGUAUUUUUUAUGUUGUGGUCGAAACUAAUUUCCGCGUGGAACUACGGUAAUAAGUAGUAUAAAUAUAAUAUAGUAAGCUAAUGUAAUUUUCAGCCACAUCAGGUUCGGACUCCCCAGACCAGGCGUUGGAGGCUGAGGAGAUCGUCAAGCAGCUGGACAUGGAGACGGUGGAGGAGACCCCCCCACCUCCACAGAGGAAGUGUGUACGACUAUGCCCCUUUACCCCAGCGACAUGCUGCCACCCCUGCGGCCCCCACACCCUCCAGAAGUGCCCGUCGAGGAAGAGGUCGUCACAGACACGCCUCCUCUCACAGGUAGCUGGAGAUAAAGAAAUGUCUUCUUGGUAUAGAGUGACCCGUAAGUACAAAUCUGCUCCCUCUAAGCAAAAUAUUCCAGCCUUAGUUGAGGCCAAAAUAUGAAUGUUUUAGAAUUAAUUUUGAUCUUGUGAAUUCAAAAAAUGAACAAAAUAUACUGAACCAAAAUAUAAACGCAAAAUGCAACAAUUUCAAAAAGUUACAGUUCAUAUAAGGAAAUAAAUUCAUUAGGCCCUAAUCUAUGGAUUUCACAUGACUGGGAAUACAGACAUGCGACUGUUGGUCACAGAUACCUUAAAAAAAAAAAAAAAAAAGAGUUAGGGGCGUGGAUCAGAAAACCAGUCAGUAUCUGGUGUGACCAAUAUUUGCCUCAUGCAGCGCGAUUUAUCUCCUUCGAAUAGAGUUGAUCAGGCUGUUGAUUGUGGCCUGUGGAAUGUUGUCCUACUCCUCUUCAAUGGCUGUGCGAAGUUGCUGGAUAUUGGCGGAAACUGGAACAUGCUGUCGAUCCAGAGCAUCCCAAACAUGCUCAAUGGGUGACAUGUCUGGUGAGUAUGCAGGCCAUGGAAGAACAGACAUGUUUUAGCUACCAGGAAUUGUGUACAGAUCCCUGCGACAUGGGGCUGUGAAUUAUCAUGCUGAAACAUGAGGUGAUUGCAGCGGAUUAAUGGCACGACAAUGGGCAUCAGGAUCUCGUCACGGUGUCUAUGUGGAUUCAAAUUGCCAUCGAUAAAAUGCAAUUGUGUUCAUUGUCCGUAGCUUGUGCCUACCCAUACCAUAACCCCACCGCCACCAUGGGGCAUUCUGUUCACUAUGUUGAUAUCAGCAAAGCGCUCACCCACACAACGCAAUACACGUGGUCUGCGGUUGUGAGGUCGGUUGGAUGUACUGCCAAAUUCUCUAAAACGUUGUAGGAGGCGGUUUAUGGUAGAGAAAUGAACAUGAGAUUAUCUGGCAACAGCUCUGGUGGACAUUCCUGCAGUCAGCAUGCCAAUUGCACGCCCCCUCAACUUGAGACAUCUGUGGCAUUGUGUUGUGACAACUGCACAUUUUAGAGUGGCCUUUUAUUGUCCUCAUGCUGUUUAAUCAGCUUCUUGAUAUGCCACGCCUGUCAGGUGGAUGGAUUAUCUUGGUAAAGGAGAAAUGCUCACUAACAGGGAUGUAAACAAAUUUGUGCACAACAUGAGAGAAUUAAGUUUUUUGUGCAUAUGGAACAUUUCUGGGAUCUUUUUAUUUCAGCUCAUGAAAGAUUGGACCAAAACUUUACAUGUUGUGUUUUAUAUUUUUGUUCAGAAAAACAUGUUCCAGUGUUUUUCAUUGAAAGUCCUGUAUUUAACUCUGAUUUGUUUGAUUUGGUUUUGUCCAGGUAUUUCUUCAUCAAGCAUGUACCUCCACUGACAGAGGAACAGCUGACCAGGAAGCCUGCUCUCCCACUAAAGACCCGCAGUACACCUGAGUUCUCCUUGGUCCUCGACCUGGUGAGUGAUGAUUACAUGGUGCUCAUCUUGAGACUAAAAGGCGCUGCAUGGUCAAUCCGAUGUCUGCAUUGGCCGUGCAGUUUUUACAAUGUUACAGCCACUGCAGAAGUCAGGGCAUUCAUACUUCCCGGAGCUGCUCAGUGCUGUUGAGCAUAGCUGUUGUAAAGGAAGUGAGUUUGUUUAUACAGGACCACCCGCCCCCACCUACCAUCAACCAAUCAUGUCAAUGCGACGCCAGACGGGGCCCUUCCUCAUUGUUACAACAUUUGGGAGGCACACGGCGAUGCGGUACAGAGCUCAAUUUGGCCUCUGCAUGCCUCCGGAGGCUCCGCAAUUGCGUCACACCCUGUGUAUGGAGCCUCCGACCACAUUUUUGGAUCAAGCAUAAAUUGGCUUUUACUUUAAAUGGUACAUCCACUUAAAGGGUAUUGAUAUGGUGGUUUGCAACUUACAACUAUUUUUGUGAUUCCUACCAGGAUGAGACAUUGGUGCACUGUAGCUUGAAUGAGCUGGACGAUGCAGCACUUACCUUCCCGGUCCUGUUUCAAGAUGUAAUUUACCAGGUAUACAGAAGUCUUUGAGAUUUGACAGAGGCAUUUCUAUUUUAAAUGGGACAUUAUUAAGCAUUUGUGACUUUUCCACCAGAGGGUGCUAAAGCGGUGCCUUUUAUAGACAGCCACAGGUGAACGUGGGAGAUGCAAAAUCAAAGUUUCUAGUAGAAACUUUGUACAAAUAACUGACACUUUGCUUGUCUGCAGGUGUAUGUGCGGUUAAGGCCGUUCUUCAGAGAGUUCCUGGAGCGCAUGUCUCAAAUCUAUGAGGUAAACUGGGCCUUCCUUUUCUCCUAUUUAAUUGUAACAGUUUAUGGAAAGAUUACUGUUACUUGCAUUGAGCUACUCUGAAGUGAGAAACGUAUUCAGUUGUCUUUUCCUCGUUAGAUCAUUCUCUUCACUGCCUCAAAGAAGGUUUAUGCAGACAAGUUGCUCAACAUCUUGGAUCCCAAGAAACAGUUGGUUAGGUAAGUUAAAUGUUUCUUUCUCAUGUUUCUUUCUACCCCUUCCUUAAUUUAGAUGCAUUGGAAGUCCAAAUAUGUUGUAUGUUGUUUUUGUAAUAUAAUACCCAGCCUUAGCUUUGACAUGCAUGUAUAGUGUUCUCUGUUUGCAUGAGAUUACAGUUGCUGUGUAUGUUGUUUGUGGAUUUUGAGGCUGGGCAUGUGCUGCGUCUAUGUGAUGUUCAGGUGUCAACAUAUAUAUAUAUAUAUAUAUAUAUAUAUAUAUAUAUAUAUAUAUAUUUUUUUAUAUCUAUCUUUUUAUUUAUAUCUUCUUAUUUUUUUACAUUGUGGUUUGACUGAAUUAUUGAUAAACAGACAUGUAGAUUUGGCAGUUUAUUUAUUUUCCUCCUCUCCACUAACCCUAGACACAGGUUAUUUCGUGAGCAUUGUGUCUGCGUACAAGGAAACUACAUCAAGGACCUGAACAUCCUUGGAAGAGACCUGUCCAAGACCGUCAUCAUUGACAAUUCACCACAAGCCUUUGCAUAUCAGGUGAGCCUUUCAGCCCCAAGUGACGUCUGUAACCCAACCUAGCACAGAGUAAUUAAGCCUACUGUUAACAUUUAAAUGAUAUUCGCAGAAUUUAUAUAUGCUAUUGUUGUACAAUCCAAUACAGAGUAUACCUUCCUAUAUCCCUACAGCUUUCCAAUGGGAUUCCCAUUGAGAGCUGGUUCAUGGACAAAAAUGACAACGAACUCCUGAGGCUGGUCCCGUUCUUGGAGAAGCUUGUUGAGCUGGUACGUUCAAGCUACAUUUUACAGUGAGGGGGAAAAAGUAUUUGAUCCCCUGCUGAUUUUGUACAUUUGCCCACUGACAAAGACAUGAUCAGUCUAUAAUUUUAAUGGUAGGUUUAUUUGAACAGUGAGAGACAGAAUAACAACAACAAAAUCCAGAAAAACAGAUGUCAAAAAUGUUAUAAAUUGAUUUGCAUUUCAAUGAGGGAAAUUAGUAUUUGACCCCCUCUCAAUCAAAUAUUUAUGGCUCCCAGGUGUCUUUUUAUACAGGUAACGAGCUGAGAUUAGGAGCACACUCUUAAAGGGAGUGCUCCUAAUCUAAGUUUGUUACCUGUAUAAAAGACACCUGUCCACAGAAGCAAUCAAUCAAUCAGAUUCCAAACUCUCCACCGUGGCCAAGACCAAAGAGCUCUCCAAGGAUGUCAGGGACAAGAUUGUGGACCUACACAAGGCUGGAAUGGGCUACAAGACCAUCGCCAAGCAGCUUGGUGAGAAGGUGACAACAGUUUAUUCGCAAAUGGAAGAAACACAAAAUAACUGUCAAUCUCCCUCUGCCUGGGACUCCAUGCAAGAUCUCACCUCGUGGAGUUGCAAUGAUCAUGAGAACGGUGAGGAAUCAGCCCAAAACUACACGGGAGGAUCUUGUCAUUGAUCUCAAGGCAGCUGGGACCAUAGUCACCAAGAAAACAAUUGGUAACACACUACGCCGUGAAGGACUGAAAUCCUGCAGCGCCCGCAAGGUCCCCCUGCUCAAGAAAGCACAUAUACAGGCCCGUCUGAAGUUUGCCAAUGAACAUCUGAAUGAUUCAGAGGAGAACUGGGUGAAAGUGUUGUGGUCAGAUGAGACCAAAAUGGAGCUAUUUGGCAUCAACCCAACUCGCCGUGUUUGGAGGAGGAGGAAUGCUGCCUAUGACCCCAAGAACACCAUCCCCACCGUCAAACAUGGAGGUGGAAACAUUAUGCUUUGGGGGUGUUUUUCUGCUAAGGGGACAGGACAACUUCACCGCAUCAAAGGGACGAUGGACGGGGCCAUAUACCGUCAAAUCUUGGGUGGGAAUCUCCUUCCCUCAGCCAGGGCAUUGAAAAUGGGUCGUGGAUGGGUAUUCCAGCAUGACAAUGACCCAAAACACACGGCCAAGGCAACAAAGGAGUGGCUCAAGAAGAAGCACAUUAAGGUCCUGGAGUGGCCUAGCCAGUCUCCAGACCUUAAUCCCAUAGAAAAUCUGUGGAGGGAGCUGAAGGUUUGAGUUGCCAAACAUCAGCCUCGAAACCUUAAUGACUUGGAGAAGAUCUGCAAAGAGGAGUGGGACAAAAUCCCUCCUGAGAUGUGUGCAAACCUGGUGGCCAACUACAAGAAACGUCUGACCUCUGUGAUUGCCAACAAGGGUUUUGCCACCAAGUACUAAGUCAUGUUUUGCAGAGGGGUCAAAUACUUAUUUCCCUCAUUAAAAUGCAAAUCAAUUUAUAACAUUUUUGACAUGCGUUUUUCUGGAAUUUUUUGUUGUUAUUCUGUUUCUCACUGUUCAAAUAAACCUACCAUUAAAAUGAUAGACUGAUCAUGUCUUUGUCAGUGGGCAAACGUACAAAAUCAGCAGUGGAUCAAAUACUUUUUUCCCUCACUGUACAUGUUUUACUCAUGAUUGGAUAGUAAUAUUCUGUUUUAUUUCUAAGCCAUACAUGCUUGAGCUGUCAUUGACGUGCUUUGCAAUGCCCCCAACAUUCAUUCAUUUUUUGUAGCCAACUACCUGUCUUUUACUAAAUGAAAUGGUCGCACCACUAACCGAGAGAAAUCAUCUCUUUAAAUCAUUGGUUUAGGUUCAUAUCCAUGUGGUAUUAAUAUGUUCUAUGUCUGUCUCCUGUGUUCCAGAAUGAGGAUGUGAGACCACACGUUCGAGAACGGUUUCGCCUGCACGAGCUUCUUCCCCCAGACUGAUCCCUGGAAUGGACGGACACAAUGGGACAGAAGAAAUAACCAAUUAUUGAAUAAACCAACAAACAGAUGUGUAUAAAGCCCUCUUUGGAUUACAACAUUGCCAUUACUGUUGAAGGUUACACUUUUUCUCUCUUUUUUUUUUUACCCCACAUUGUUUUUUGCAUCGAUAAUGACAAGUCUCAAUUUUUUUGAAGCAACAUCUGGUUAAAAAUAAUUUCUAAAGCCACGUGUAUAGAUCACAUUACUGUGGGCAAGACCAAGAAGGCUCCUCCUUUUUGACUGGCUUUUCUUUCUCCCUGCUUCUUAUCGGAGGGGCCAAGGUGCUGUCUGUCUGGUUGGACUAAAUGUGUUAGAUGACAGAGAAGAGGAUUAUACUUGCUCCCUUUGGUGCUUUCAUAGGACUGUUGACAGUGACACUCAUUGGCUACAGACCAAUUUUAACAGGAAUGGCCAGUAAUGUGUGUAUGUUUUGUGUGUGGGUACAUAGCUAUUGUUUUUCUUUCCAUCUUGGGGUUUUUACAAGUGUUUUACCUGUAGCCUAUAGGAAUCUCAUUAUGCAUUCCUCUAGCUGAAUUGCUUUUUUUUGUAGACACUCAUUGAAACUGCAAUUUCUUCUUUUACCCCAUUUCACAAUGUUUCAUUGUUUGCUUUUUUCUGCCUAUAAUGUUUUAUAAUGGGGAUAUGUAGGUGUUGUCCAAGCUUGUUGAUUGGAAAUUAAUAUUGAUGUUAUGUUAGGAUAUCCCCAUGCUAUGUCAAAUCAAAUUGAACGAAUCCAGAACUUCCUGUAUAAAAUUUGUUUGUGGUGGAAGUACUUCUGUUUAAACAAUAGUGUUGGCUUUGUGUUUGAAUGAAUAGGACACUUUGCCAAUCAAUCAAUUAGUAUAACUUUCAAAGAAAUUUGCAUCAAGGGGACAGUUCAUCAUUUGUGACUAAAUGUCCCCCACUUCACAAGUUAAGUGUUACAGACAUUUAUUUUAUUGUAAAAUGUAUUUGUCAUUCAUAUAUUUAAAUGUAUUAUUUUAACGCAACCAAGUUUUUAAAACUUUUUUUUUUUAAAUGGAUAUGUCUAGUAUUGAAUUAUAACUAAUGUAGAUUGUCUCUGUCAGCGUCUCACCCCUGUCUGUUACUGGAGGCAUAUGGAUGGAUGGCUGGGUCCUGAAACAGCCCAAUGUGUAGCACCACCAGCAUAUAAACUGCAAGCCUCAUCACUGUGGUUUAAACCCAACCUGCCUCUAGUAGUUUUUUGUUUUAGGAAUUGGUUUUAUUAUAUGGAUUUAAAGCCUUUCUUUUAAAUGCAGUUGAAAGAGGCAUCGUUAUUGGAGAACCUUCGUUAUGAAUGUCUGUCUCUGCCCAGACUUGGAAGAGUUGUAGAAAAUAUCCCAUGAUGCAUUGUCAGAUAUUGUACCUAAUACUUGUGUCAUUUCAUGUGGCCUAACCAGAUCCCAGCUCAUAGACACUUUAUUGAUGACAAAAACCAUAAAAGAAUUACACCCCAAAAAUGGUUACCCUUCCAUGUCCAGUCAGCCCUUUUGUUGAUAUUAUGGACUUGUACAUUUACAUGGUCAUGUAUAUGGUGCCAUACAAACCUCCUUCCUAACCUGAUCUAACAUCGCCACCCAUGUAAUCUCUUUUUCCUCGUUGGAAGUGUUUAUAAGUCUGAGACAAUCAAGCCUCUAAGCUCAAAACACUCAAAUCGGAAAGGAAAUUCUGGUCAGUUUGUUAGUUGCGCUGUGUUUUUUGUUCUAAGUUGAAUUGUGCCCUGCGAACAAAGUUGUUAGGUGAAUCCAACUGUUCCCUAUUCCAGCUAAUCGUGCAUGUCAUCUUGCCAAACAUCUGAGGGACUAAGGGUAAAACUCUGUAGAGUACCAGUCCUUUUAGCCUGCUCUCUCAUUGCCUUUCUGGAAAUCAUCGCCCUAUAAAACUGAACUGGCAUAGAUGAGUUACACUAUUACAGGGCACAGUUUUUUUUUUGUUGU